AUGAGGUUUCAGCUUCGCUGGCCCAACGCGGCCAAUGGCUCAGUUUCUCAACCUCGCUCUUUUUUUCCUUCUCUUCCUUCGGGCAGGAUGUGCUCCUGGAUGUUCGUCCUUCGGUACCAUGGCGUCGGUCUCGUCAGCAAGAGUAAUAACAAUGUUGCGCAAGAACCUGUCCGAGUGUCAGUGCCAAUCCCUUACCGGCAACUAUAA
This is a messenger RNA of Nezara viridula (southern green stink bug), 207 nucleotides long. Lineage: Eukaryota; Metazoa; Arthropoda; Insecta; Hemiptera; Pentatomidae. The record is from the annotation of a GenBank genome assembly.